AUAGCAAUUACUCUGAGAAAUAGUUGUUAUAACUACCAGCAAAAUCAAUUAGCAUUCAAUACCUCAAUCAAAAAAAAGAGUAGAGUGAUGUCCUCUCUUAAGGUAUUCGAGCGAGUUGAACAUGACGAGCAUGACGACAUCACCUACGCGCCUGAGAUUCAAUCCGUUGAGAUUCCACCGGAUCAGAUGAGCGAAAAUAGCGACAACCUACAGGAGUAUUUCGAUCGAGCAGCCACUGAAGAGAGAAAACGACGAAUUCAUAGUCCGAUGCCGAGGUUAAUAGAAAGAAAGUCGAUCCUGGGUACUAUUUUUUAUUUUUAUUUUAUUUGA
Angiostrongylus costaricensis is the source of this 330-nucleotide messenger RNA. The record is from the annotation of a GenBank genome assembly. NCBI's taxonomy places the organism in Eukaryota, Metazoa, Nematoda, Chromadorea, Rhabditida, Metastrongylidae.